ACACCAAAUUGUUCACAGUACACCCGCCUUGAAUCCUGGAACUAUGCCGCGGGGCCGGCCUCGCAAACUGAGAGUUAAAUCCAGCGACGAAACAGCAGAAGACGGCACAAGUGAAUCCAAGUCGGAGAACUGCAACGAUGGAGAGGUCCGGGAGAAGACAUGCAACAUGUGCUCUCAGGUGUUCACCACAGAGAGCCAACUACAGAGGCAUCUCCGUGACCACGAAGCCAACGACAAGCCUCAUCGAUGCGGCCAGUGCCCACAGUCGUUCAAUGUGGAGUUCAACCUCACCCUUCACAAGUCCACGCACACAACCUCCGACCCCACCUGUCCUGUGUGCCAUAAGAAAUUCUCCCGAGUGGCGAGCCUCAAAGCCCACAUCAUGCUGCACGAGAAGGAAGAGAACCUGAUUUGCGGCGAGUGCGGCGAUGAGUUCGUCCUUCAGAGCCAGCUCUCGUCCCACUUGGAGGAGCACCGCAAGGAGCUGUCUGGGGUCAAGGUCUACACCUGUAAGGCGUGUCGAAAGGAGUUCCAGUCGUCGGCCCAGCUCAAGGAGCACAUGAGGAGCCACGUUCGGAUGAGAACACUCACCGCCAAUACCAGGAACUACAAGAAAUACAUAGAUCGGAGCGGCUUCACAAACAGCUGUCACCACUGCGGGAAGACCUUCAAGAAGCCCAGCCAGUUGGUCCGCCACAUAAGAAUACACACUGGGGAGAGACCCUUCAAGUGCCCCCACUGCAGCAAGGCCUUCAACCAGAAGGUGGUGCUGCAGACCCACAUGGUGAAACACACCGGGGAGAAGCCUCACCUCUGCAUGUUCUGCCCUGCAUCCUUCUCCCAGAAGGGCAAUCUGCACUCCCACGUCCAGAGAGUCCACUCUGAGACCAAAGGCGUGCCACUGUUCCCUUGUAUGGACUGCAGCUGUGUGUUCAAGAAGCUGGGCAGCCUCAACGCCCACAUCAGCAAAAUGCACAUCUCCAUGAUCGAAGAGCCUUCCAGCACCUCGGAAGCGGAGGCGGCGUGCCAGGCAGCGGCGUCGGGGUCGGAGGCUGGCCAGGAGGGCGUGACCGACGUCAUCCAGCAACUGUUAGAGCUGUCGGAGCAGGUCACCAACGAGCCGGCCCCGCCCCAGCCGGCCCCGGAGGCCCCCAUGGAGACCCUGGAGACCGCCAUCAACCAGGACAUCUUGCAGCAAGCCCUGGAGAACAGCGGCCUCAGCGUGGUCCAGUCCCAGAGCAGUGGAGCCCCCGCGCAGUCCCAAGGCCAGCCAACAGAGGGCGCCACCGCAGAUAACAAGAAGACCCUCGGCCAGGAGAGGUCUGCCAAAGAGAGGAAAAGGAGCAUAUUCAGAAAGCCAAUACAGAUGCCAGGCUCCAUCCGGGAGGAGAACGGCGUGCGCUGGCACGGCUGCCCCUACUGCACCAAGGAGUUCAAGAAGCCCAGCGACCUGGUGCGCCACAUCCGCAUCCACACCCACGAGAAGCCCUUCAAGUGCAAGCAGUGCUUCCGGGCGUUCGCCGUCAAGAGCACCCUCACGGCGCACAUGAAGACGCACACGGGCGUCAAGGCCUUUGAGUGCCCGUACUGCCUCAAGUGCUUCUCCACCUCGGGCAGCAUGAAGGUGCACAUGCGCCUGCACACAGGCGUGCGGCCAUUCAAGUGUCCUCACUGCGACAAGUUCUUCCGAACUUCGGGCCACCGGAAAACGCAUGUCGCCUCGCACUUCAAGAGCCUACAGCAGAAGAAACACAAAUUCCCCCGCAAAGCCAACAAAGCCAAGGCAUCCAAGAACAACCUCCCCCUGUCAGACAUCCCCCUGCAGGAACCCAUUCUCAUCACAGACCUGGGACUGGCCACGUCGCAGAGCGCUCGCCUGGGCCUGCAGCAGUAUCUUGAGAUGGUUGGCAUAGACCGGCCGUACAAGUGUCAGUUCUGCAGCAAGGCCUACAAGAAGUCCAGCCACCUCAAACAGCACGUCAGGUCCCAUACAGGGGAACGGCCCUACAAAUGCAUCCAGUGCAGCCGAGGCUUCGCCUCUUCCGGUGUGCUGAAGGCCCACAUCCGCACCCACUCGGGCCUCAAGGCCUACAAGUGUCUGAUGUGCGACACCACCUUCACCACCAGCGGCAGCCUGCGGCGUCACAUGACCACGCACAGUGACUCGCGGCCCUACAUGUGCCCCUACUGCCAGAAGACCUUCAAGUCUUCGCCCAACUGCCGGAAGCACAUGAAGACGCACAGGUACGAGCUGGCCCAGCAGCUGCAGCCCCAGCCCCCUGAAGACUCCCUGGGGGGGACCACCGUGUCCCACGAGAUCCAGGUGGAGAUCGAAGAUGAGGACCUGGAAGGCCAGGCGGCCUCCGGGGGCGGGGAGCAGCAAGGCAUGCUGGAACUAGGCCAGGCACAGGUGGUGGGCAGCGGUCAACAGGUGACUCUGGAGGCGGAGCUUAGCGAGCAGCCGCUGAUACAGACAGAGGAUUCUUAUGUGACCAAUCAACAUGCUCUGCCCCAAAACAUCAGCCAGUUUGAGACUCAAACGCUUCCUCAGCCAACCUAUGACCAGCAAGCUCUCACGCAAGGCUUCACCAUCACCGAGGGCUACACUCAGCAGCCCCACUUCUCCAACGUCCAGCAGCUCCAGGACUCCAGCACCCUGGAGUCCCAGGCCCUGUCAUCAAGCUACCACCCCCAGAACCUGCUCCAUGUGACCAGCUCAGAGGUGACAGCUGAGCUGCUCCAGCAGAGCGACCAAACGGAGCUGCAGCUGACAUCCGAGUCGCAGGACUACCAAGAGGAAGAGGACAACAGCAAGAGAGCCUACAGAUGCAGUUGGUGUAACAAGGGCUUCAAGAAGUCCAGCCACCUGAAGCAGCAUGUCCGCUCCCACACCGGGGAGAAACCCUACAAGUGCCAGAUCUGUCAGCGCGCCUUCGUGUCUGCCGGAGUGCUCAAGUCCCACCUGAACACACACACGGGGGUGAAGCCGUUCAAAUGCAACGCGUGUAGCGCCCUGUUCACCACCAACGGCAGCCUGAACCGUCACAUGGUCAUCCACGUCAAGUCGUUCAAGUGUGCGUUGUGCGGCGAAGGUUUCCGCACCAACCUGCUGUGCAGGAAGCACAUGCGCAAGAUCCACCACGUGGAGGAGAGAGUCGUGGAUCUGGACGGCGCCAACGUGGCGGUGGAGGAAGAGGAAGAGGAGGAGGAGGACGACGACGACGAGGAUGACGACGAAGACGAGGAGAGUCGAGGGACCCUAGGCAAGCGGCGGGGCGCCAACAUCAUCACCUUCACGGAGGAGCAGGCGGCGGCGCUGGCCAACGACCCCGGCGACACGGCCACCGUGUCGGAGCGCGUGCUGUCGCAGUCGGCGGCGGAGCGCGACCGCAUCAGCGAGAUCAAGGACAAGGAUGUGGAGCUGGAGGCGGAGCCUAAGUUUGCCAACUGCUGCAACUUCUGCCCCAAGAGCUUCAAGAAGCCCAGCGACCUCGUCAGGCACAUUCGCAUCCACACGGGGGAAAGGCCGUACAAAUGUGACGAGUGCGGAAAGAAUUUCACCGUCAAGUCCACUCUGGACUGCCACGUGAAGACACACACAGGUCAAAAGCUGUUCAGCUGCCACAUGUGCAACACCUCCUUCUCGACCAAGGGCAGCCUGAAGGUCCACAUGAGGCUGCACACGGGCUCCAAGCCCUUCAAGUGCCCCUUCUGCGAGCUCCGCUUCCGCACCUCCGGCCACCGCAAGACCCACAUCCAGUGCCACUACCGGCCCAACGUGGAGGUCCGUCGGUCCAAGAGGAACGCCGCGGCCGCCUCCUCCUCUUCCUCCUCCUCCUCCUCCUCCAACUCCACCACCUCCACCUCCUCCAUCGGGGUGCACGCCAACCACCAGGGACAGGACGCGGACGGGGGCCAGGGCUCAGGAGCCGGCCAGCACCUCCACCUCCAACAGCACCACCACCAGCAGCUGGGCACAGAGGGCCUCCAGUCGGUGGGGCUCCUGCAUGCCUCCAACUCGGACCCCAACAUCUACCUCCCGGGGAACCACGUGCUCACGGGCCAGUUCGACCCCAGCCUGCUGCAGCAGGGGCUGGUGGGACAGGCCAUCCUGCCGGCCUCCAUGUCGGGGGGCGACCUGACCGUGUCCUUGACGGACGGCCUGGCCACCCUGGAGGGCAUCCACCUGCAGCUGACCCCCACCAACCUGGUGUGUCCCAACGUCCAGAUCUCAGGCAUGGACGCCGGCACCACCAUCAACAACAUCACGCUGCAGAUCGACCCCGCCCUACUCCAACAGACCCUGCAGCAGGGGGGUCUCCUCUCCCACUCGCUGGGGGCUGACGGGAGCCUCAUCUCCCACUCCGGGGGUCACCUGAUGACUUCAGGUACCGACCACGGGGGGCCCACCAACGUGGUCCUCCACCCGCUGACCAGCCUUGCCCUGCAGCCCACCACCAUCAGCCAGGCGCAGGUCACCAUGGCUGGCCUGGGAGACCCGGACGCCCCUGGCUCCCAGGACCUCAGCCACGUGAUCGGAGCAUCAGGGCUGAUGGGUAGCGUCGGUGGAGGCGGGCACGAGAUCACCCUGACCAUCAACAACUCCAGCCUGACCCAGGCUCUAGCCCAGGCCCAGGCCCAGGCCCAGCAUCAGGGCCAGGCCGUGGGCCCAUCCAACACCCAGGAGAUCACGCUCACCAUAUCAGGUCAGGACCUGCUCCCCCAGCACAGCGCCUCAGGUGGACAGGAGAUGAACAGCGGGAUCAGGCUGACAUCCCCAUUGAACUCCCAGACCACCAGCGCCACGCUCACCAUCCCCAGCGACCAGCUGCUGCCUCAGUGCCCCAACAACACUGGCCUGACAGUAACCAGCCUUCCGUCUAGCACCAGCCUAUCACACACCGCCGUGUCACAGAGCCUGGUGAUGUCACAGGGAGGCGUGGCAGCCGACGGCAGCGUGACUCUGACCCUGGCCGAGGCGCAGGGCAUGCUGGAGGGGGUGACGCUCAACCUCAACUCUCAGGGCCAGACGUUUCCAGGGGUGCUGACCGAUGCGGGCCUGCAGGGGCAGUCAGCCGGCUCUGUGCAGCCGGUCCUCCUGGUCUGUCAUCAACCACAGGGGGCCAACGGAGCGCAAGACAACGGAUUCCACGUCAGUCUUGUGGAGGACGGGCCGGCGGCCCAGGGGGCGAAGGAGGCCCAGGAGGAGUCGCAGCUGAGGAACCGGUGCUUCUACUGCAGCCAGGUGUUUCAGAACCCCAACGCACUGCGGCGCCACUGCAAGCAGAACCACGGCAAGGACCGCUGCCACGUGUGCCGGGUCUGCACCAAGGCCUUCAAGAGAGCCACGCACCUCAAGGAACACGAGCGAGUCCACCAGCCCGGGCCCUCGGCCAGCUCCCAGAAGCCCCGGGUCUUCAGCUGCACCUCGUGUGACAAGGCCUUCGCCAAGCGCUCCCAGCUGGAGAGACACAACCGCACACACACAGGCGAGCGGCCCUUCAAGUGUGCGCAGUGUGACAAGGCCUUCAACCAGAAGAGCGCCUUGCAGGUGCACACGGUGAAGCACACCGGCAACAAGCCCUUCAAGUGCGACGUGUGCAGCAUCAGGUUCACGCAGAAGAGCAACAUGAAGCACCACAUGAAGAGGGCCCACGGCUACGGUCAAAUGCAGGACGGGUCGCUGGGCCAAGACGACCAUGUGGGCCAGGCGGGGGUGACUACAGACCUGGACCUGGUAGUGGUCCCGGAGGCAUCCGAAAACUGGCACGUCUUCUCCUAACCUCCACCUUCACCGGCACCACCUUGAGGUGCUCCCCCCCAGCUCCCCCUACUGCGACGAAGCAUGAAACCGUUACCCUAACCCUUCAUUUUAUAAUGCAGGGAGCCCGGUGAGUAUUCUGAAAGCACUUGAAGAAAGCACUAGGUAUGAUUUAAAGGAACAAAAAAUGAAGCGAAAAGAGUUUAACAAAGGACCUUCCUUCAGCCUGUAGUCCAUUAGAUCUGUUGCAGACCUGGGUGCUUUUGGAUGCUUCAGGGUCCCUGUGACUCAUUUAAUGUUCAGAGUCAUUGUUAAUAUACACCCCCCUUUUUGAUUGACAGAGAAAGGACCUUAUUUAUACACUAUGUUUAAGUUUGCGUGCUUUUUUAAUAGUUCAGUCUGGCAUCAUUUUUUUGUUAUUUUUGUAUUGUCAUUUUUUUCACUGCAUUGCAUUUUGUAAAUAAUGUAUAUGGAUAUAUUUUUGAUUGAACACCAAAACACAAGGUGGUUUGUGAAUAUGUGAACGGUAGCAUAGAUUUCCAUUUUAUUAUAAAGCCAAACUAGUGUACAGCCUUUUUUAGUUGGGAAGAUUUUAUUUUGUAUCGGUCAUGUAUUUAAUAAAAUAAGGCAUUUUUCUACGAA
Messenger RNA from Gadus morhua (Atlantic cod), 6403 nucleotides. RefSeq names its product zinc finger protein 236 (gene znf236). NCBI's taxonomy places the organism in Eukaryota, Metazoa, Chordata, Actinopteri, Gadiformes, Gadidae. The record is from RefSeq and is a predicted model, not a curated record. The transcript is spliced from 32 exons. Gene Ontology annotation, molecular function: DNA-binding transcription factor activity, RNA polymerase II-specific; RNA polymerase II cis-regulatory region sequence-specific DNA binding. Gene Ontology annotation, cellular component: nucleus. The coding region runs from base 44 to 5782 and encodes 1912 amino acids. Gene Ontology annotation, biological process: regulation of transcription by RNA polymerase II.